GCUGUUCAUUUGGUUUAGUCGCAUUUGAGCGCUCCUCGUUGAACGUUGCAUACUUUUCGAUAUUUUCGUGAAUAACGCGAUCGUGACGAUCACAGCAAUCAAUUUGACACAUACGAUUCAUUGCUGAAACGCAUCUCGGCUUUUGGUAGUUUGAGCGCUAGUAUGCGACUGCAUUCAACAUCAUCACACUAAUUGUAUGCGGUUACACCAAACAAGAUUCAGAUUUUCUUAUAUAAAGUUUUUCGGUUUGAUUCUGACUCAAGAGUGAUUUGAGAAUACAUAAAAAUUCAUCGCAGCAAGCAAAUCAUAUUUGCUCAAUGACGACGAAGUGUUUUUAAUACAGAAAUAAAAUAUCAUAGUAAGUGAACAGAAAAUAUCGUUUUAAAUAUCGACCAAAAUUUAGUGAGAUAGAGCAACACAUAAAAAAAUGAUGAUAGACACUGAAGAAUAGACGAAAAAAGAGUGCUAAUUUUAAAUAGAUUUGUGGGUGUAAAACACUCAUACUUUUGAAGUACAGUUGUGAACAUCUGAAGAAUCACAAACGAUUUUUAUUUUGUUUGUUUGAACGUGCAGCAAUAGAAAAAAGAGAGAACCGCAAACGCGCUCAUUUGUGAACAAUAAUACAACACACACACACGACUUGUGACUUAGGCGUAUAGCAUAUAGACAAAAAACGUUUGAAUACGUCAUUUUUCGCGUACUAAGUGGAAUUUCAAAGUAAAGUUGCUCGUUUAUUUUUUUAUAUUCUUCUUCUUCUUCGAAAUUUUGUGCUUCGUACGAAACGAGAGAUAAACGGCCAAAAUGGGAAAAGACUACUAUAAAAUUUUAGGAAUAACGAAAACGGCGAAGGACGAUGAAAUUAAAAAAGCCUACAGAAAAAUGGCACUUCGUUACCAUCCGGAUAAAAAUAAGACCAUUGGCGCUGAAGAGAAAUUCAAAGAGGUGGCCGAAGCAUACGAAGUGCUAUCCGACAAAAAGAAACGUGACAUCUACGAUAAGUACGGCGAAGAAGGAUUGAAAGGCAACAGAGGGACAACAAAUGGCGGCAACUCAAACUUCACAUACCAAUUCCACGGCGAUCCACGUGCCACAUUCGCACAAUUCUUUGGCUCAAGCAAUCCAUUUGCAUCAUUCUUCGAUAUGGGCGAUAAUCUUUUUGAGAAAAAUGUUUUCGAUUUGGACACAGACACAGAUUUCUUUUCACCAUUCGGUGGUUUAGGUUCAAGACAUGGUUUGGGCGGUGCAUUUAGAUCACAUUCAUUCAACGUACAUACACCUAAAAAAGAGACAAAGACACAAGAUCCGCCAAUUGAGCAUGAUUUGUAUGUGACACUUGAAGAGAUCAACAAAGGCUGUGUUAAAAAGAUGAAAAUAUCUCGACGAAUACUGCAAUCGGAUGGAACGCCACGAAAAGAGGAUAAAUUGGUCAAUAUAGCCAUUAAACCGGGAUGGAAAUCAGGUACUCGUGUCACAUUUCAAAAGGAAGGCGAUCAAACACAUGGAAAAAUACCGGCUGAUAUUGUAUUUAUCAUUCGUGACAAACCACACCAAUUCUACAAGCGAGAAGGAAGCGAUGUGCGAUACACAGCCCGAUUGUCAUUAAAACAAGCACUGUGUGGUGUCGUGUUUGAGGUACCAACGUUGGCCGGUGACAAACUUCGAAUUAGUACGAUGCAGGAGGUUAUCAAACCGAAUACAGUAAAACGGAUAACCGGCUAUGGUUUGCCCCUGCCAAAAGACCCAUCGAGAAAAGGUGACAUGCUCGUUGCCUUCGACAUUAAAUUUCCAGAGAAAUUAACCGCAUCAGAAAAAGAACUGCUGGGAGAUGUGCUGCCAUCGAUUUAGUUCAAGUUUUACAUACACACACUCUUUCUCAAUCACAGCAUUAUAAACAAAACAAAAACACUUAGUUUUAAUCAAACGAAAAUAUUUUGGAGCCAUUUUAAUGGUCCCAU
This is a messenger RNA of Contarinia nasturtii (swede midge), 1955 nucleotides long. RefSeq names its product dnaJ protein homolog 1. The record is from RefSeq and is a predicted model, not a curated record. The transcript has 7 exons. Gene Ontology annotation, biological process: negative regulation of transcription by RNA polymerase II. Gene Ontology annotation, molecular function: protein-folding chaperone binding. NCBI's taxonomy places the organism in Eukaryota, Metazoa, Arthropoda, Insecta, Diptera, Cecidomyiidae. Gene Ontology annotation, cellular component: cytosol. The coding region runs from base 802 to 1845 and encodes 347 amino acids.